Miscanthus lutarioriparius is the source of this 456-nucleotide messenger RNA. Lineage: Eukaryota; Viridiplantae; Streptophyta; Magnoliopsida; Poales; Poaceae. The record is from the annotation of a GenBank genome assembly.
AUGGCGGCUUCCUCCACCGCCGCCAUCAUCGUCAGCUGCUCCUUCCCCGCUCCGCCCAAACAAGGCGCUGCUGCAGGCGUGUCGGUGUCGUCGUCGCACGCGCUGCGCCGGGCGUGCGUGGCAGCCGCGGCGUGCACCGUGAUCGGGAUGGCGAGCGGCGGCGGCGACAUGGCCCUGGCGCUGGCACGGGGCGGCGGCGCGGUCGCCUCGAGGGCCGACGCCGUGCCCGUGGACGUGGCCCUAGGCGCCGCCGCCGCCGCCGCGGUGGAGCGACCGCAGGCAGUGCCCGCCGUGGCGCGCCAACUCGCUGGAGAACAUCGUGCCGGAGAACCUGCCCCGUCCGUCCGCGCCCAGGAGGUUCGACAGCGUCUCGGCCUCGGCGGCCGCGCCGGACUUGGCGGCGCCGCCUUCUUUCCUGGGGCAGCUUCCCGGCACGGGCUGCUUCUCUCUCUCUGA